Lytechinus variegatus (green sea urchin) is the source of this 3352-nucleotide messenger RNA. RefSeq names its product four-jointed box protein 1-like (gene fjx1). Bases 504 to 2246 code for a protein of 580 amino acids. NCBI's taxonomy places the organism in Eukaryota, Metazoa, Echinodermata, Echinoidea, Temnopleuroida, Toxopneustidae. The transcript has a single exon. The record is from RefSeq and is a predicted model, not a curated record. Gene Ontology annotation, biological process: cell-cell signaling.
CUUUUUUAUGUAUUUUGUUAUCCAACAGGCCGAAUCUCGGAGGGGUGUCCCACGGGAGCAUUCGCGGUGUCAAUCAAGAAAAUGAGGUGCGAAAUUUCGCGGCAUUUCGGCUCAAGUUUCUUUCGACUCGACCGCGCCGGAGCCUGGGGUCUUCCGGCGGUCUAUUCAUCAAGGUUCACCCCGGGAGUUGCGGCCUAAACAAGUUCGAGGUCUACGCUGGAUUUUGAGAUUAAUUCACUCCAAAUCCGCGAGAAUUACAUGGAAAUAUAAAAUAGGAUAUCCUUUGGAGUUGGUUUUAUGAGAGUUUAAGAUCUGCCUGUUCUCAAGGCUGAACAAACCUGACUAUAUUUCUCGUGUCAUUUAUGUGAGCUCAGAUCGUCAACACUCUCAACUAUAGCUACAUCUGUUUCGUACCUUUAUAAACAUUUACAAGGUAUGGAUUUUUCAAAACCUUAAUUUUAAAGAAAUUGUGAUUUAUCUUGUAAGAAUGAACAUCAUUCAAAAUGGCGGACAUCAGAUAUGCAGUAAUGGCAUUGUAUGCUAUUACUUUCUACAGCCUUCUACAAUUCAGCGUCGCCCCAGAUGGGGGAAACCACAUCUUGCCUCAAUCUGGAGAUCUGCAAAUGGAUGACAUUCAAAUGGAAGUGGGUGAAUUGAUCCAGAAAUCAAAUCUAAGGCGAUCAAGAGCAACGGGAAGAGACGCGAUGGGGAUGAGAACUAGAGAUAAGAAGCAUAGGUCACCGCCCGACAUAGCAUUACGAACUUCUCUUGAUGCAGACGACAUCGCACGUGAUGGAAAGGCGGGAAGAAAAUUACGCACCGACCACAGCGCGGAAGGGGAGUACUCAAAAACAAGGGCGCAACUCGAUUCCACAACUGGCUUUCAAUCGAGCGGUGAUGCUCGAUCAAAUCGGGGCAAAACGGUCACCGGAAACCAAACGAAGUACGCAGGAGAUUCUUCAACUUCGAUUUCUUGUGCCUCGGGUUUCAAGAAUAAUUGUCAGCGCACUCGAUCACAAGUAAAUAAAACACGAAGUAAACACGAACAGCGGAUUGGAGACGGUAACACGAGAAGGGAACUGGUCGACGAGAAAGCUCGUCUCGCGUCAAUUGGAUUAAGAAGAAAGAUGAAUGCGUUGAAAUCGGGCAUGCUGGCGAGACGUAGUGAUCCUUUAUUACGCAUAGUACAAGCUAGAAAUAAUCCAGAGGAAAUAGUUCGUAACCAUGGUAACUCAUUUUCCAAAGAGAUGAGGGAUGGUUCUCACGAGAGUGAGCAGAACUUUCGCGAGUUAGAACUUUUUAAAGAUGGUAUCUACUGGAGUAGGGACGUCGAGAGAUUGCUUCCUAACUGGACGUCUGAAGCGGAUGUAACCGCGUGGCUUACCGAUGUUCGGUCGCAGCGUAUUGUGCGGUUGUUACCGGGAUGCGGUCGGGAGAGCAACCGGCUCGCGGUCCUCGAAAAUGGCGUCAUGUUAUGCUGUCGUUACAGACAGAACGUUGAUCAAAUUCAGGGAGAUAUCUUGUCAUUCCACUUGUCGCGGUUAAUUGGUAUCGGGAAUCUACCGCUGGGUGUUUUGAUGAAAAUCGAACCGGACAGCGAUCAGUGGAAAGCGGUUAAGAAAAAUAUCACAGCGGCUGGUUGGAAAGAAAAUCGAAUAAUCGUGGCGACAAAAUGGAUACCCGAUUUAGAACCCGCAUUCGUACCUAUUGAAUUAAAGAGUUUGAACGGAACAAUACGCAGAACACCUGUUGACAAAGAUUCCCGGAUAAGUAGAAGCCCGGAUCAUUUGGUAGAACUUAUACAGUGGUCCGAUCUUGCCAUUUUCGAUUAUGUAACCGCAAAUUUGGAUCGGGUAGUCAACACCUUGGUUAACCUUCAGUGGAACCGACACAUGCUCAUGCAACCGGUUCACAACCUCGAAAUUUCGAGGACGGAUAGACGGUUACUGUUUCUUGACAACGAAUCCGGCCUACGACACGGUUAUAGGAUGUUAGAUCAAUUUGGGCAUUAUCACGACCGGAUUCUUAAGUUGUUUUGUGUGUUUAGAGAGCAAACAGUGCAAAGAUUAAAUAUUCUCAGUGAACGGGUAAAUUUUUGGGAGUUAUUUAUGAGUAAAGUUGAAUCCGAAGAACCGUUAUUACAAAACUUGCCGUCCUAUCCGCCUAAGUUCCGAGAUGUUUUGAAAAACCGAAUGAAAAAUAUAGUUCAUCACACAGAAAAUUGUAAACGGAACGUUCUAAAGUAAUGUAGGAUUUCCCCUUCCCAUUCCCUCGCUCUUCAAAGCUAAAGCAUUAGGCCUAAUCGAGAAAGAGAGCCGGGUCUAAAUCAAUAGUGUUUUCAUGUUCAAUUAUGCGAGGCAGAUUCAAAUAAGAACUCUGAAAUUGACAGUUGAUCCUCUAGUGUAACUUCUAAAAUAAUAUUUAUAUGACGUUUUGAAAGAUGGUAUAUCAUUUUGUGCAUUUCUUGAAAAUUUUAUGGAUUUUACCAAAAUAAAUAAGGGCAGUACCAAAUAAGAUAUGAAAUUGAUAGUAGUGUACUACAGUGACUGCUAAACCAUUUUCAUCUGUCGACGUUUUUAAUUGGGUACAGAUUGUAGGCCCAAUUCUUGUUAUUAUAUUAUUCUUUGAAAAUGAUAAAAAUUCGAUGUAAUGUCCAAUGUGUUAGUAAAGUGUCCAACGAAAAAUAUUGGCUAUUACCAAUUCGACUGCCAUAAUCACAGAGCCAUCGUUUAGCCUUUCUUCAAAACCGUGUUUAUAAAUCGUAGCAAGAGUUGGGUUGAUUAACUUGAUUUUACUACUGUUAUGUCUGUUACUGGUAUUUCUAUUUUUUCUUGCACAUUAGCCUUUUCCACCAACAUUUUAGUUAUUUUAGACAGAAUUUUUUUAAAGAGUAAAAUACAAACAGUACUAUUGUGACGAUUUUAUAUCAGUAUUUUCACGGAUUGUCAUGGUAUUUUAUAAACUAUAAUAAUUAAAAAUUACUUUUUUGAUGGUCGUUGAUAUUCUAUCGAAUAAUCAUUUUUCAUAUUAUUAGCCCUACAUUAAUGGGUUGCUUUGAAGAACGAUGGGAUGAAAAGAGGCGGGAAGAUAAAAUGUUUCUGCGCAUGAUCAGACCUUGGGAAGUAAGCACUGAGCAUUAGAUUGAGUUUUACCUGAAUAUAAUAUAGGCUACUGUGUAUAAUUAUGAAGCAGUCGUUUUAUGUUUUUGUUUUCAUCCAUUUUAAUGUUCUUUCUGGCUCUUUAUUCAGCCUGCUGACAGUUCAUACACAGUAAAAAGCAAAAUUAUACAACGCUGUUUACUAUACGAACAAUACAGUAAUUGUUUAAACAGUUUAAACAAGUGUUUUAAUCU